AGAGAGCAGGGGCAGAGAGGCCAUUGCGGCUGCGGGCGCCGGGGCAGGAGUGGUAUAAAUAGCGGGGUGUUUGCCAUCCUCUGGGGUCGUUUUGCUGGUGCGGAGUGUUGGUGGAGUGUUGUUAGGUGUGUUUUGUCUGUUGUAGUUCUUCUUUUCUUCAACAAGCAGUUGGUUGAGCACACAAGCACACAGCUUAGCACACGCAGACGCAAACACACAAACGCACACACACGCACACACACAUCCACAAUGGUUUACACAAAGAUUGAUAUCGAUGCCGAAGAAAAGGCGUUCCAGGCCGAGGUCGACGCAGUCAACAAGUGGUGGGCGGAGCCUAGAUGGGAGGGCAUCAAGAGACCGUACACCGCGGAGGAGAUUGUCAAGAGAAGAUCCACGCUCGUGAACCCAAACGCCUCGGACGCAAUGGCCAGAAAGGCGUUUGCCCUCUUGAAGGAGCACGCCAAGAACGGCACCUCGUCCAUCACCUUCGGUGCGCUCGACCCUAUCCACGUGGCGCAGAUGGCCAAGUACUUGGACACCAUCUACGUGUCGGGCUGGCAAUGUUCCUCCACGGCUUCCACGUCGAACGAGCCUUCUCCAGACCUUGCAGACUACCCUAUGGACACUGUGCCAAACAAGGUCCAGCACUUGUUCUACGCGCAACUGUUCCACGACAGAAAGCAGAGGGAAGAAAGAUUCUCCCUCUCGAAGGCUGAGAGAUCCAAGUUGAACUACACGGACUUCUUGAGACCCAUCAUUGCCGACGGUGACACCGGUCACGGUGGCACCACCGCCAUCUUCAAGUUGACCAAGAUGUUCAUUGAAAACGGUGCAGCAGGUAUCCACAUUGAAGAUCAAGCUGCAGGUACCAAGAAGUGUGGCCACAUGGCCGGUAAGGUGUUGGUUCCAAUCCAAGAACACAUCAACAGAUUGGUGUGCAUCAGAACUUCUGCUGAUGUCUUCCACUCUUCGCUUUUGAUUGUCGCAAGAACCGAUUCCGAGGCUGCAACCUUGAUCACCUCCACCAUCGACAACAGGGACCACUACUUUGUCCAGGGUACUACCAACAAGGACAUUGAACCCCUGGUGGACGUGAUGAACAAGGCCGAGCAACAAGGUGUUUACGGUGACGAUUUGGCCAAGAUCGAAGCUAAAUGGGUUGAGGAUGCUGGUAUCUCCCAAUUCCACGAAGCCGUCGCUGCUGCCAUGAAAAAGGAGUCCAAGAUCACCGACAAGGAGGCUGCCAUUGCCAAGUUCAACUCCAUUGUCACGCCAUUAUCCAACCACUCCAUUCGUGAAGCUCAAAAGGUCGCCAAGGACAUUUUGGGUUACGAGCUUUACUUUGACUGGGACAAGCCAAGAGUCAGAGAAGGUUACUACAGAUACAAUGGUGGUACCCAAUGUGCCGUCAACAGAGCUAGAGCCUUUGCUCCAUUCUGUGACAUGGUUUGGAUGGAAACCAAGUUGCCAAUCUACGAACAAGCAAAGGAAUUCGCCGAAGGUGUCAAGGCUGUCUACCCAAACAAAUGGUUAUCUUACAACUUAUCUCCUUCUUUCAACUGGAACUCUGCCAUGACCCCAGAAGAACAAGAAACUUACAUCCCAAGAUUGUCCAAGUUGGGUUUCGUUUGGCAAUUCAUCACCUUGGCCGGUCUACAUACCACCGCCUUGGCUGUCGACAACUUCUCCAGAGAUUUCGCUGCGCACGGUAUGAGAGCCUACGGCCAAAACAUCCAAGCAAAGGAAAUAGAAUCCGGUGUCGAGGUCGUGAAACAUCAAAAAUGGUCUGGUGCAGAAUACGUUGAUUCUAUUGUCAAGUUGGUGACAGGUGGUGUUUCUUCAACUUCUGCAAUGGGUGCUGGUGUCACUGAAUCUCAAUUCAAAUAAGUGUAUUAUUCCCCCUCUUCCUCUCCUUACAAAACUUAAAUGUCUUAUGAAAAUUAUGUAAAAACAUUCAAACUUUCGAUUCUCACCCCCUAUCGAUGAUUUUUAUAUAAUCAUGUGCAUGUCUUUUUAUUAUAUAUCAUUCAAUUAAUUCGAAUUAAAAUUCAAC
Molecule: messenger RNA, 2053 nt
Organism: Pichia membranifaciens NRRL Y-2026
Lineage: Eukaryota; Fungi; Ascomycota; Pichiomycetes; Pichiales; Pichiaceae
Exons: 1
Coding region: 250-1887 (545 amino acids)
Biological process (GO): carboxylic acid metabolic process
Molecular function (GO): isocitrate lyase activity
Source: RefSeq, a predicted model, not a curated record